This is a messenger RNA of Zeugodacus cucurbitae (melon fly), 2768 nucleotides long. RefSeq names its product unc-112-related protein. Gene Ontology annotation, cellular component: cell-substrate junction. The coding region runs from base 547 to 2685 and encodes 712 amino acids. Gene Ontology annotation, biological process: integrin-mediated signaling pathway; cell-matrix adhesion. Lineage: Eukaryota; Metazoa; Arthropoda; Insecta; Diptera; Tephritidae. Gene Ontology annotation, molecular function: integrin binding. The transcript is spliced from 3 exons. The record is from RefSeq and is a predicted model, not a curated record.
AAUAUCAUAUAAGAGAAGUGAAAUCUCCGAGAGAAGUUUUAAUAAAUUAUUAAAAAUUAUCGUGCUUAUUCAUACAGUGUGUAAUGGAAAGAGCUCUUGUUUUUGCUUAUUGCGAUCAUAUUGCGAUUAUUUUUUGUGUGUUUUUCUUACACUCAAUUCGUUUAAUUUAUGUUAUGCAGUGAGCUCCACCUUGUUUGUUUCUAACACAAUUACAUUAUUCAUUCGUUUUGUUGGAUCCGAAUAACUAAGAUGGUUUUUUAAUUUACGAAAAGGAGUGAAGAAAUUCUGUACAUACAUAUUAUCCAUAUGUGAACAAAUAGCUCUUAUUUAUUUAAAAACCUAAAAGCAUUUAAUAAGCAGUAUUGAGGGCUGAACAUCUGCUACGCCAAAAGAUAAGCAGUUCGUUUGAGUUGCAAAUAUUUAAACACGGAGGCGAAAUAUGUACAUGUAUUAGCACAGAUUUUUAUCUGCUGUUUAAGGGCGAGCAUAAUUUGCUGAAUCGUAUCAUACACAUUUAACUACAACGUUGCAAAAUUUAUAAACAGAAUGAUUCAUGUUGGCGAGAAUUCUUGGAAUCUACGGAUUUUUAUAACAGAUUUGCGAAUUGAGAAAACUUUACGAGUACGGGGCGAUCAACACAUUGGUGGUAUUAUGCUGCAACUAGUUGAGCCCGAAAAUCCAAAAGAUUGGUCAGAUCAUGCUCUUUGGUGGCCUGCAAAAAAUGUAUGGUUAACAAGAACCCGAUCAACAUUGGACCAGGUUGGUGUACAAGCGGAUUGUGUACUCCACUUUACUCCAAUGCACAAAACUCUACGAGUUCAAUUGCCGGAUUUACGAUACUUAGACUGUAGGGUGGAUUUCUCUAUAAAAACAUUUGCAUCAAUAGUAAAUUUGUGUAAAGGACUUGAUAUACGAUAUCCCGAAGAACUAUCCUUCUGUAAGCCUAUUGAACCGGAUCAUCUUAAAAAAAAUUUUUCCAAAUUGCCUCAAAAGGCUAUACCAGUAGCAGAUUCCGAUGGAACAACGUAUCUUCAACCAGCCGUUGAUACAAAUUCUUUUAUUCCCAUCAAUUCAUCAUUCAAUGGAAGCAAUGGUAGUCUUGAUAAGCACCAAAACGAAAAUUUAUUGUGUGCUCCAGUAUCCCCUUAUGCUACAACCCCUCGACGUGGUCCAAGUGGAACCGCACCAAGUACGCCUAUCAGCUCUCCAACUGGAACUUGGAAGCAAAGUAACAACGGUUACACAACUAUUGAUUCGUCUUCUAGUCUUGGUGAUAUUCAAGAGAAUUUAGCAUGCUCCCCCAGAUCUCCAAGUCCGGAUGUACGUGCAAGACUUUUACGUCCGCGGACUCUAAUUGAAAAAGCCCGUAUGAAUGUCGGAUGGCUAGAUUCUUCUCUUUCAAUAAUGGAGCAAGGUAUUCGGGAAUAUGAUACCUUAUGUUUGCGUUUUAAGUAUUAUACAUUUUUCGACAUCAACCCAAAAUAUGAUCAAGUGCGAAUAAAUCAACUGUAUGAACAAGCCAAAUGGGCAAUUUUAAAUGAAGAAAUAGAAUGUACUGAAGAGGAAUCCCUAAUGUUUGGAGCUCUACAGUUUCAAAUAAAUUAUCAAGCGGAUUCACAUUCGUCCAAAUUAGAUGUCGUUGAUUCUGGCAAUGGAGAGAAUGGAACAUAUGAUGAUAUUGAUACCGCACUUAAUGAACUGCAAAUAACAUUAGAAGGGCCAAAUGCUACUACAGAAGUUAACAACAUUACAAAAAUUCCAGAACUUUCAGACUAUUUGAAAUUCCUGAAACCUCGAAAAUUUACUCUAAAAGGUUAUAAAAGAUAUUUUUUUGCAUAUCGAGAUCUUCAUCUUCAUUUGUACAAAACCGCUGAUGACUCUCGCCGCGGAGCUCCGGAAAUGACUAUCAACUUGCGUGGAUGCGAAGUAACUCCUGAUGUUAAUUUAGCACAAGGAAAAUUUUCCAUUAAAUUAGAAGUGUCUCCAGAAGGUCAUACCGGACCAAAUAGUGAAGUGUGGAUUCGUUGUGACACAGAGGAACAAUAUGCAAGAUGGAUGGCUGCUUGUCGAUUAGCAUCAAAAGGGCGUUCUCUUGCUGAUAGCUCAUAUGAAAGUGAAGUGGCAAGCAUCCGAUCAUUUCUAAGCAUGCAGAAACCAGUACAAGGCAUUGCUGUUAAUGUAGACCCAAGAAGCAUUGAUGCAAAUGACUACUUAUCUCCGAGAAUGUUACGCAAAGCGUCUGGAAAAGCAGCACAGCGGAUAUUAGAAGCUCAUGCAAAUGUACGUAAGUUGUCAUUGAUAGAAGCAAAACUGAAAUAUAUAGAGGCCUGGCAAUCCUUGCCUGAUUUUGGAGUAACAUUGUUUGUUAUUAAGUUUGAUGGUCAUAAGAAGGAAGAGCUGCUUGGGGUGGCACAUAAUAGAAUCAUGCGGAUGGACCUUAACACUGGUGAUCACAUUAAGACAUGGCGCUACAACACUAUGAAAGCCUGGAAUGUUAACUGGGGAAUAAAAUGUAUGAUGAUACAGUUUCAUGAUGAAACCGUUGUGUUCUCAUGUCAGUCAGCAGAUUGCAAAGUUGUUCAUGAAUUUAUUGGUGGAUAUAUAUUUAUGUCAAUGCGGUCAAAAGAAAACAACCAAACUUUAAAUGAAGAACUUUUCCAUAAACUAACCGGGGGAUGGGCAUAAAAUAAAUAUGCAGGCUUCGUCCAGUAUUUCGUAUGCUUGAUACUCACACGUAACGAAGAUUUAAAAGUCCAUUAGGAAAGGAC